Molecule: messenger RNA, 1890 nt
Organism: Rotaria sordida
Lineage: Eukaryota; Metazoa; Rotifera; Eurotatoria; Philodinida; Philodinidae
Source: the annotation of a GenBank genome assembly
AUGGCUGCUUCAUGGCUUUGCAUUAAUGAACUUUUCAGUUCCAAUGCUAGUGUUAUUUGUAUUGUGGCUCGUAUUCAAUCAAUCAAUUCUAUACAACGAACUCUCAUACUAUAUGAUAAUGAUGAUAAUACUUUGCAUGUCUCGUUUGUCAAUCUUCGCACACCAUCUGAUAUUCAAUCAUUAGCUUUAUUACCAGGUCAAUAUAUUCAAGUUUAUGGAAAAGUUAUUCGACAAGGUGCUAAUAUUAUUCGAGUUGAUGCUCAAAUUAUUCGACAGUUAGGCAUUGAUCUUGAUAUAAAUGAAUAUAUAAAAGGUUUAAUUCUAAUGCGUAAUUAUAUGGCAAAUGUUGAUAUAACUGCUUUUCGUUUACGUGGUCUUGAUUUGAAAUUUGAUGCAUCACAAUAUUUAGUUGAAUUAGCUUCGACUGUUCCAUCAGCUUCGUUAAUCUCUUGGCUUGAUCAACUUAUUGAUUUAUUGACAAAACGAAAUCUUUCAUCAUCAACUGUUGAUAAAACACUUUUGACUAAUGUUGUUCAAGAAUUAAGAGCUCAACUUUCAAAUGAUUCACAUAACGAAGCUCUUUUUUCAGUUCUUAAUGCAUUUUCAAUGCCAAAAUUUAUAUAUUCAAGAUCAAUGAAGAAAUUCAUUGAAAAAGAAAUCGAUAAUGAUCUGUUUGGAAGUGCUCGAACACGUUCGGAAGUAUUCUGGGAACGAUAUGAUUUGUUGUCACAACGAACAUUAAGACACGACGUCUUUUCACAAGUCAAUUUAGCAUCGGUAUCAACAAAUAAAGUACAAAAAUAUCAGUUGAAAACUAUCGAACAUUUAUUGGCUGCUGGUUCUAAAUCGGAAAAAGUUGUACUACUUGGAAUGUUGUCACAGUUACAUGAGACAAAAUAUGAUCUACAAGAUCCAACUGGUGUCAUUUCACUUAAUCUAGAUAAUGCGACAUUUCAUCCAGGCUUUUAUUUUGAAAAUUGUUUCGUCUUAGUUGAAGGACAAAUUGAUGAUGGAAUAUUUAAUGUAUCAGGCAUUGGUUUACCACCACCAGAAUCGGCACAAAGUACAAGAUCAUAUUUUGGUGAAAUAAAUAUAACAGGAAAUACACAUGAUCAAAGUGCAAAAACAAAGAUUCGACUUAAGGAAAUUGAACAAAAAUCUGAUGAUGCUUUUGUCUUUCUUUCUGAUGUUUGGCUCGAUGAUAAAAAGGUGAUGGAACGUAUCGAACAAUUAUUUGAUGGAUUUGCCGAUCAACCACCAUUUGCAUUUAUAUUUUGUGGUAAUUUUCUUUCACGACCAACGGCUAAUCUAUAUAUCAAUGAUCUAUCAGAUGCUUUUAAAAACUUUGCUAAGCUUGUUGCAAAAUAUCCAGAUAUUUGUGAACGUGCUCAUUUUAUUUUUGUACCUGGUCCACAAGAUCGACAUGCACCAAAAAUCUAUCCUCGAGCACCGUUUCCACCAUCAAUCAAUGAUAUAUUAAAAAAACGUAUUCGUCAUCUUCAUCUUGCUACAAAUCCUGUUCGUCUUCAAUAUUGUACUCAAGAAAUAGUUAUUUUUCGUGAAGAUUUAUUACAAAAACUUUGUCGUUACUGUAUUAAAUUACCUUCGGAUAAUUUGCCUAUGCAUCUUUGUCAUACACUUGUUACUCAAGCACAUUUAUCACCAUUACCUGUUUAUAUGACACCGAUCUAUUGGUCAUUUGAUCAUGCACUUCAUUUAUAUCCAUUACCAGAUUUAAUUGUUGUUUGUGAUAAAUUCAAAUCGAUUACUGAUACAAUUGCCGAUUGCACUAUUAUUAAUCCAGGUUCAUUUGCAAUUAAUAAAUAUUGCUUCAAAGUGUAUUUACCUGCAACACGUGAAAUCGAAGAUAGUCAGAUUACUAAUAUGUAA